This is a messenger RNA of Anoplopoma fimbria (sablefish), 1471 nucleotides long. RefSeq names its product allantoicase (gene allc). Gene Ontology annotation, molecular function: allantoicase activity. The transcript is spliced from 11 exons. Gene Ontology annotation, biological process: allantoin catabolic process. NCBI's taxonomy places the organism in Eukaryota, Metazoa, Chordata, Actinopteri, Perciformes, Anoplopomatidae. The record is from RefSeq and is a predicted model, not a curated record. Bases 34 to 1236 code for a protein of 400 amino acids.
UCGUUUCAGUGGAGGCUCCAGUAGAACCCGACCAUGGCGGAGAGGAGAGCAGCAGUGGAGGCAGCAGCAGAACCGGACUUCCUGCAGUCCAACGAUCUGGCCUGUGAGGCGGUCGGGGGGAAGGUGAUUUUUGCCACAGACGAAUGGUUCGCUCCUGCUGCCAACCUGCUGAAGAGAGAACCGCCGCGGUUCAGCCCGUCUGCCUUCACCGAGUUUGGGAAGUGGAUGGACGGAUGGGAGACGAGGAGGAAGAGGACGACGGGUCAUGACUGGUGCAUCGUCCAGCUGGGAGUCCCAGGACGGAUCUCCGGCCUCGAUGUGGACACGUCCUUCUUCACGGGAAACCACUCGCCCUCCGUCUCCAUCCAGGCCGGCUGUCUGGAUAAACCUCCUCUCUUCACUCUGGAAGGAGACAGAACCGGCAUGGCCGCCUCCGACAGUCAGCUGGCUGCUGUCGCCAAGCUGGGCUCGGAGGCGUGGCCUGAGCUGGUGUGUGUGUCGGAGCUGAAGCCUGGAUACUCAGACUGCUGCCAUAACUACUUCAAGGUCAACUUCAACCACAGAGUCACACACCUGCGCCUCAACAUGCACCCAGAUGGAGGGAUAGCCAGGCUUCGUGUUUACGGUGUCGGGCAGAGAGACUGGUCGUCUGUCUCACCCAACCAGGACGUCGACCUGCUGGCUCUGACCAAUGGGGGAGUCUGCCUCGGCUACAGCGACGCCCACUUUGGACAUCCACGCAACAUGAUUGGUCUGGGCCGAGCUGUCAACAUGGCCGACGGCUGGGAGACGGCGCGCAGACUGGACCGACCGACACACCUGAAGGUGGACCAGAGGGGGAUCCUUCAGGUCCCCGGUUCUGAGUGGGCCGUGUUUCGUCUCGGUCAUCCUGGACUCAUCAGCAGUGUCGAGGUCGACACCAACCACUUCAAAGGUAACUUCCCGGACUCCUGCAGGAUCGACGUUUGUUCUUUGACCCCAGAGGAGGAAGCUCGGUGCAUCAGAAACAGAUGGAAUUCUGGGAAAUGGCAGCUCCUCCUCCGCCCUCAGAAGCUUCGUCCUCAUCACAGACAUCUCUUCGUGGAGGCCGAUCUCUCUCCCGUCUCACCCGUCACUCACCUCCGUCUGGUCAUCAGCCCUGACGGGGGGGUGAGUCGGCUCCGGCUCUGGGGUCGACCUUUGACCCCGAUCACUGCGGCUCCGACCAAUCAGAAGAGAGCGGCGUCCAAACUGUGACGAGCUUCUGAUCCUCGUUUAACUGAGUAGAAAGAAAACAUGAAGUGUGAUGUCAUAAAUAAUAAUGUGAACAUCCCAUAAUAAUCCUUCUCACUGUCAAUCAUUCCACCGGUUCCUCUGUAGCUUCACUUCACUGAGACGCCAAACAAGAAGUUUAAUUAAACUUUAAACUAAAGUAAACAUCACGUUGUUUAAACCAUGAACUCUGUUUGAUUAAACUCAUUUAUUUAUUAAA